Molecule: messenger RNA, 4311 nt
Organism: Globicephala melas (long-finned pilot whale)
Lineage: Eukaryota; Metazoa; Chordata; Mammalia; Artiodactyla; Delphinidae
Gene: DCUN1D5
Product: defective in cullin neddylation 1 domain containing 5
Biological process (GO): protein neddylation
Cellular component (GO): ubiquitin ligase complex
Molecular function (GO): ubiquitin-like protein binding; cullin family protein binding; ubiquitin conjugating enzyme binding
Source: RefSeq, a predicted model, not a curated record
GCCCUGGGCGAUUCGCGUCCGGGUCGGAGUGAGCCUCUUGCUUUCCGAGUGUGUUACUGGUGGAGGUGCUACGCUGUCCGCGUUCUCUUCCCAGUGUGAUCGAGCCGCAGUGCCUGCCGGCGAGGAGUAUCCGCUGCCUCGAGCAGAGAAGGACGAGGAGGGGACCUGGGAGCGGGCAGCGGCCGGGCUGGGCCGCUCUGGGGCGGGCUGGCGACUCUGCUCCUUUGCUUGCUGCUGUCUCUGGGAACCGGGUGCCAGCACUGAGGAGUCUUCAGCUGACAGCAAGCCCCUUCCCCGGCUCCCCUGCCCGCCCUGCCGGGGAGGGCGGAAGAUGCCGGUGAAGAAGAAGAGAAAAUCUCCUGGGGUGGCAGCGGCAGUAGCGGAAGACGGAGGCCUCAAAAAGUGUAAAAUCUCCAGCUAUUGCAGAUCCCAACCCCCUGCUAGACUAAUAAGUGGAGAGGAACAUUUUUCAAGCAAGAAGUGCCUGGCUUGGUUUUAUGAGUAUGCAGGUCCUGAUGAAGUUGUAGGGCCAGAAGGAAUGGAAAAAUUUUGUGAAGACAUUGGUGUUGAACCUGAAAAUAUUAUUAUGUUAGUUUUAGCGUGGAAAUUGGAGGCUGAAAGCAUGGGAUUUUUUACCAAGGAAGAAUGGUUAAAGGGGAUGACUUCAUUACAGUGUGACUGCACAGAAAAGUUACAGAACAAAUUUGACUUUUUGCGCUCACAGUUGAAUGAUAUUUCUUCAUUUAAGAAUAUCUACAGAUAUGCCUUUGAUUUUGCAAGGGAUAAAGAUCAGAGAAGCCUUGAUAUUGAUACAGCUAAGUCUAUGUUAGCUCUUCUCCUUGGGAGGACAUGGCCACUGUUUUCAGUAUUUUACCAGUACCUGGAGCAAUCAAAGUAUCGCGUUAUGAACAAAGAUCAGUGGUACAAUGUGUUAGAAUUCAGCAGAACAGUCCAUGCCGAUCUUAGUAACUAUGAUGAAGAUGGUGCUUGGCCUGUUCUUCUUGAUGAAUUUGUCGAGUGGCAGAAAGUUCGUCAGACGUCAUAGCAAGAACUAUUGUGAAGAAAAUGCAAACCUUUAGAUCCUUACGUGUGUACAAGCUAAUGAGACGAGGAAAAAAAAGAAAAAAACCAAAGGGGUGCAUUUUGACUCAUAUGAAAGACUUCUCAUCGUACUUUUUUUUCCUUUUUUUUAAAGGAAGUUUUCUUGUUACAUGUUAUGGGCAUUGAGCCACACCUCUUCCGAGACUGAAUAUUGAAGUUUUUGUUUUGAGUUAUGUUUAUAACAUUUAUUUCAGAACAAUAAAGAUUCAGAUUUGUGACAAAGGCCUUAAAGUGAAGAUGUCCCUUGAGUGUCAGAGUGGUAUUUAUUUUUGUAAAUUUUAAUUCUUGAAUUUUAGAGGUCUGUCAUACUGGGAAUUUGUGGAAUUUUAAAGAUUUUAAACAAUCUUAAUAUUUGGCAAUGUAGUCUGCUGAUGGUAUAGCUCAUUAUAUUCAUUUCUGCACAAUUAGAAAGAAUAUUUAUUGGCCUUGACUUCUGGGGUAAUGAUUUUCUGAUGCAGCUAAUAAAAUACAUUUCUGGAUAUUGGAAGUGCUCCAGCUUUCAGCUGUGGUUUUCUGUGAAAGCUGCCAACAUACUGUGCACAUACUCUAUCUGCACAGUUUAGAAUUGGAAAGAUUAUGUCUAGUUAUUUUAUUUCCUAACCAUUAAAUAGUAUUGUCAAUAAGCAUAAAUCAGCAUUGCAUGUAUAUUCUUAAUGUGAAUUUUAAGUUUUCUGUAUUCUAUAAGUUUAAAAAUUUCAUUUAUAUUUGAAAGAGCAAGGUUCAUAUAUUAAUGGUUUCAAAAUCAGACAGCCUUAUGAGAGAAAUUAAGACUAGUAUUGAAGCUGUAUCAUCAUCAUUAUUGUUGUUAGUGGCAUAUAUAUAUGAUCUUUUUUAACUGUCAUUUUGUGAUUUGGGGAGUUUUGUUGAGGGCACCCCUCCUCCAUCUCUUUUUUGGUCAUAAGGGAACCUUAGCUCUGAUGUUGUGGACUUAGUUAAAAUAUAUAUUGGAAAAAAUAUAUAAUAGAAUAAGGACUUAUGGGAGAACUCUGGGUGUAAUUGUGCCCAACUCAAGGGUGCCAUUUACAUUGGUACAAUUACAUUGCUAAUUAUCAUAUUUCUGACUUGGCAAUAAAGUAUCUUGAGGACAGGACAGCCUUUUUUCUAAUUCACACGAAAGGCAUCUUUUGGACUAGCAGCAGGGCUGUUUGUACAUUCCUUUUCAAACCAUCCAAUGUCCCAGUGAUAUGAAAACCUUGUUCACAUUUACAGCCAAGUCACAACCUCCGUAACAUUCCUAGUUUCAUUGUAUGAGUGGAGAAAAGUAAAUAAGUUACUUUUCCAUAAUAAGGACAUUUCUAUUGGGAUUUAAGGUAAAGGUUGAUUUUUGAUGGUGAGUUUAUUUAAUGAGUGAUUACAGAAGUGAAUAUUUAUGGGAGAAUAGCAUUUUAAAGAUUUUUAUUUUAUUUUGCUUUUUGGUUAAUGGGCUGGGAGAAAAUGAUUGCUGUUUUACUUCUUAAUGAAAUCACUUUGUACAACUUUGUAAAACACUGGUAUAAUAUGGAAAACAAUUUUUCCCUUAAAUGUCUGAUAGUUAAGGUUAAUUUUCCUGGAAUACUUGUGCUAAGUAUUAGAAUCACUGAAUUACUGGAACUGAGCAUACAGUGUUACGACAUUAUGAAUGAUGUUUUAAUAUUAAAUUUGUCAUAAGUACAGUCGAUCCUUGAACAACAUGGGUUUGAACUGUGUGGGUCUGCUUAUAGGCAGAUUUUUAAAAAUAAGUAUGCAGUCAACCUUCUGGCUCCAUGGAUGCAGAACCUGUGGAUGUGGAGGGCCAACUAUGGAACUUGAGCAUCUGCAGAUUUUGGUAAACUUGGGGGCUCCUGGAAGCAGUCCCCUUCAGAUACUGAGGGACAACUGUAAAGCAUUUAGAUUUUUAGACAUUUGAGUCUUGAUAAUUUGACUUUUCAAGGAACAACUUCUGAACUUGAAGAAUAUUGCCAAUUUUUAUUUAAUUCCAAAACAUAUAAUUUAAAAUGAAAUUUUACAAGUUGUCAAUAUAUGGCCUGAACAAAAUUUAUUGUCUUUGUCAUCUUCAAUAUUAAAGUGAAAUAAGGAACACUCAAAACUUAUAGAUGACCUUUAAAUAAAUAAAAUAUAUGAAACUAUUUAGUUUGCUUACUUAUCCAAAGAUACCUUUUAGACUUUGAACCUGAAAAUUUAAAUGAAACUUACUUCUUCCUUAUGUCAACAGCCCACUUAUACCCAGGCCGUGCUUGCUUUACUCUCUUGCUCUUCCUAGUUCUCUUCACUUCUUAGAGUCAUUCGUUUAUUUUGGAAGCAAACUUACUCUGCCUCAUUCAUCUCAGAAUGUGGGCUUGUCCUUUCUUGGCUUUUCUUUUUUUAAUUUAUAUUUGAACAUAAUUUAUUGGGAAACUACUGAUCAAGAGGUUAAGUGGUAUAAGCAAAGAAGAUAGUAUUAAGGAGCCUGCAGUAUGAAAAAGAAACCUUCUAACUGUUGGAGCUCUUUUAGCUAGUUAGCUUUAAGUGCCUUCCCAGAACUCCUGUUGUAAAAUUUUCAGUAUUACUUCCUUCAUGUGGUAUGAAAUAGUCAAUGGUGCUUUAUCAUUGGAAACGACUUCUUACAGAAUAGCAUACAGAUGUUAUACUACUGGAAAAAAGUAGAGCCAGGUGUUGAUUCUCAACUGUGAGAGGAUGGAGAGUUUGUCCCCCAAACCCUCGGAGCCAGUAAUUUUUAACAAGGAAUGCUAUCUUUAGGAAAUAGCCUAGGGAUUCAGGUAACUUACUUGAAUAGGAGAUAAAAAAUGGUGUAUUGUGUGCUGACCUGACUCUGUUGCAAUGUUUGUCUUUUAUUGUCUAAUGGUUUCUUGUUUUUCGAAUGCUUCCAGUAAACUUCUUGACAUAAUCCAUUUUUGACAGUAAUAGUAUUUUUAUGUAUAAUGUAUAGGUUUUUCUGAUUUGAGUAUUACUUUGUUUGAAGUACUCUAGAUUAGUGUUUCUUAAAUGGGAAUAUGAGGGCCUUCUAUGGGAAUGUUAGAUUGACCCUUAAGAGUACUUCUCUUAAAUACAAAUGCCUUUGCAUCUGUUGAGCCAAAAAUUUAUCUUUAACAAUAUUAAUGCUGUCACUGUGUGAGGAGGUGAGGAAGAGAGUAGAAUUUUAAGAUAGAGUUUUUAAAGCAUACAAGUUAAUGUAGAGUAUUAAUAAUGAAACAUUUUACUUUUAAAAAAAAUAAAUUUAUUUAUUUAUUUUUA